This is a messenger RNA of Dovyalis caffra, 561 nucleotides long. Lineage: Eukaryota; Viridiplantae; Streptophyta; Magnoliopsida; Malpighiales; Salicaceae. The record is from the annotation of a GenBank genome assembly.
AUGGCUGCUGGUGGUUUUGUUACUAGUGAUGUUGAAAAUUAUCCAGAAAAGGUCACUUGGGAUGCGGUAAUUGCUUGUAUUCUUGGAGCCAUGGUGGCUAAUUUUUCGGAUAUGGCAUUGGAAGUGCAGUCAAAAAAUACCAAUGAUCCUUGGUGGCUUCAUCUUUCUCAUGGAGGGAUUAUCAAUGCCGUUGCUGUUGAUAUCUUAGUGUCUAUUGCUGGUCGCAUUUUAAUAGGUCUUGGUGUUGGUUUUACCACUCAGAACUUUGUGUUAUUCGUUUUAAUUGCAGUCUGUGCUAGUUACCUCUUAGAGAUGGCUCCAUCAAGUUAUUGUGGUGCUUUCACCAAUAUUCCUGGAGGACUAGGAUGGCAGAUAAGCUUAGGCAGUGCACCCAUUCCUGCUCUCUUCAUCUCAGGCUCAGCUUUUUUUCUGCCUAACACCCCAAACUCUUUUCUAGAGCUAGGUAAAACUGAAAAGGCUCGAGAGAAGCUUAGGCAAGUACGUAGUGCUAGUGAUAACGAUAUUGAGCCUGAAUUCCAAGCUUUGGUUAAUGUCAUUUAG